GACGGUGUCCAAGAGUGCAUGCGCCCGUGCCUAAUUCUGCUCAGAACUUCCUUUCCACACGGGAAACCAAAAAGCUUAGAAUGCUGAAAGUGCUAGCUGUGACACUUUGCUGCUUUGGUCCAGCGCUUCCAAUUUUGCUGCAGCGAAACGAUUGCCUGUGUGAUCCGGUGAAUGCCUUUCUCGAUUCACUUCCGCUUAAUCGUGAACGAACAGAUCAAUUGCUGGGAAUCGACGGGUAUCAAGGUAAAGCACACCGGGUCGUCACGAAAGAUGGUUACGUUUUGCGAUUGUAUCAGAUUUGGCGCGAUCAGCCACCGGGAGUGAAUUCUACCCGGGGAGUGAUUUUGUUGCAGCAUGGAAUCCUGCAUUCUUCGGCUGAUUGGUUAGUGUUGGGACCGGGUCGAUCCCUCGCCUAUCAGCUGGUCGAUCUCGGUUACGAUGUAUGGCUUGGUAACAGUCGGUCGUCACUCAACUCGCACCAACACGUAAAAUUCUGCACUUGCUCCAAGGAAUUCUGGGACUACAGUUGGCACGAGAUGGGCAUCUACGACCUUCCGGCGAUGAUCGACACGGUCCUAGCGAGAACCCAACAACCCAAGCUGCGACUGGUGGUGUACUCGGAAGCAGGAGCCCUGGCCAUGGUUAUGCUCUCUUCAAGACCGGAAUAUAACAACAAGCUGAUUGCAUUAGACGCCAUGGCCCCGGCAGCGUUCGUCUCCAAUACUUGGUAUCGAUAUCUGGCUCUACCGUUCGCGAAGAUCCCGAAAGUAUUUCGGUCUGCGUACGCACUGUACUCAACGAACGAGGUGACGGUGGAGGCUUGUGAAACCGAGAAGAAGAUAUGCACGGACUUGUACUACCAAUUCUUAAACGGGGAAAGUGUCGGUAUGAACCGGACCUGGAUCGAUCGGAUAUACCAGAGCAUGCCGGCUGGGGCGUCCAUCAAGGAGGUCUUGCACUAUGUUCAGCUGAUUUGGACCAAAAAGUUUGCACCAUUCGACCACGGAGUGAGCAAGAAUCUGAAGAUGUAUGGCUCGAAGAUUCCCCCGGAGUAUCCGCUGGAUCGGAUCUCAGUUCCGGUUAAUAUUCACUACGGGCUGCGGGAUAAGAUCGUCGAUCCCGUGGGGGUGAUGCGGUUGGGAUCGCGGUUGAUUAACAGUCCCCGGGUGAGGAUGCGGCCAUACGACGAGCUGCAGCAUUCGGAUUUCAUCUACGGGGAUUCGGCGUACGAGAUUGUGUACAAAGAUGUUCUGAUGUGGAUAGUGGAACCAAUAAAAUGA
Messenger RNA from Ochlerotatus camptorhynchus, 1280 nucleotides. RefSeq names its product lipase 3-like. NCBI's taxonomy places the organism in Eukaryota, Metazoa, Arthropoda, Insecta, Diptera, Culicidae. The transcript is spliced from 3 exons. Gene Ontology annotation, biological process: lipid metabolic process. Gene Ontology annotation, molecular function: hydrolase activity, acting on ester bonds. The coding region runs from base 81 to 1280 and encodes 399 amino acids. The record is from RefSeq and is a predicted model, not a curated record.